CCUCCCUGUAUAAAUGAUGUAGCCAAUAACCCAGAACAAAGACACAGAAACACCAAUUAACGCAGAAUUGAAGUAGCAAAAGUUGAGAGAUAAUGGCAGAAGUGAAGAUCCUAGGUCACUGGGCAAGCCCAUUUAGCGCAAGUGUUGAGAUUGCUCUCAAACUGAAGGGAGUUGAAUAUGAAUUCAUACAAGAAGAUCUAUCCAACAAGAGCCCCUUGCUUCUCAAAUCCAACCCUGUCCACAAGAAAGUUCCUGUCCUCCUGCACAACGGAAACCCACUACCUGAGUCUCUCAUAAUCGUCGAGUAUAUCGACGAGACUUUCCCGGGCACUCCCAUUUUGCCUAAAGAUCCUUAUGAGAAAGCCAUGGCUCGUUUCUGGACUAAGUUCAUAGACGACAAGUUCUUUUCUGCGGCCAGGAAAGCACUGUUUAUCAAAGGCGAAGAGCAAGAGAAGGGAAAAGAGGAAACUUGUGAGGCUCUGAAAAUUCUGGACAGUGAACUCAAGAACAAGAAGUUCCUUGGAGGGGAGACGUUCGGACUUGCAGAUUUAGCCGCCAAUUUCAUCGCCUUAUGGAUGGGAGUUUUUGAAGAAGUUAUAGGGGUGGAUUUGGGCGUGACCGAAGAAAAAUUCCCUCAUUUAUAUCGGUGGAAACAGGAUUUUCUCAACUGUGAUGUAAUUAAGGAGACCUUUCCUCCCAGAGAUAAACUUGUUGCCCUCUACAACAAGAGAUUCAACCCAGAAGCGGCAAGUGCUACUCAGUAAUUUGCUAUGCAUUUUGCGUUUUGUUUUGUUUUGUUUUUUUUUUUAGUGCAAUCUGCUUGCGUAAAGUUGUGUACUAUUCUAGUUUUAUUUCUGUUGUAAUAAGGUAAUGUUUAUGUGUCAUCUAUGUUGCAACUCUUGUUUGGUUAUUUUAAUAAAAUAAUAAGUGGAUCUUGGCAUUUUUUC
This is a messenger RNA of Ipomoea triloba (trilobed morning glory), 947 nucleotides long. RefSeq names its product probable glutathione S-transferase. Gene Ontology annotation, biological process: glutathione metabolic process. Gene Ontology annotation, molecular function: glutathione transferase activity. The record is from RefSeq and is a predicted model, not a curated record. The transcript has 2 exons. Gene Ontology annotation, cellular component: cytoplasm. NCBI's taxonomy places the organism in Eukaryota, Viridiplantae, Streptophyta, Magnoliopsida, Solanales, Convolvulaceae. The coding region runs from base 93 to 764 and encodes 223 amino acids.